Molecule: messenger RNA, 1604 nt
Organism: Oncorhynchus keta (chum salmon)
Lineage: Eukaryota; Metazoa; Chordata; Actinopteri; Salmoniformes; Salmonidae
Product: regulator of cell cycle RGCC-like
Exons: 5
Coding region: 164-544 (126 amino acids)
Biological process (GO): regulation of cell cycle
Source: RefSeq, a predicted model, not a curated record
GCGCACGCAGUGAUCUGAUUGGGUGCUGCAGAGCGCGACCCGUUGUGAGUAGAGUCUAAGGAGGCUUUAUAAACAGAAGACCCCAUGUGUCCACUUGAAACUUGACAUCUUGAACAGUUUAAGUAUUCUAUUAGUCAUCGACGCAUUAUUCCCGCUUUUCAGAAUGUCUACAGAAAACUUCAGAAUGCCCACAGACAACUUUUCAGACUUGGAGCUGGAGCUAACUGAUCUGCUCCAGGAGUUCGCUGAUGUGGUUGAGGAGUUGAGAGAGCCUUCACAAAGCGUCCCGUACGCAUACGAGCGGCUCCUGUCUGAAGCCAAACGGCGCACCGGGCUUGGGGACGAGGGCUCAGUGGUCAGCGACAGCGGCGUGGAGGACAAUAGUGACUGCAGCAGUGAGGUGUCUCUGGGUAACAGUUGGAACACCAGCGAAGAAGAGCUCCACACUGCAGGCAUAACAGUGACGCCCAAAGCCAGAAUGGGAGACACAGAAGACCUACAGAGAUUCAUCGACAGUUUGGACCGGGAACUAGCUGAUAUGUGAACGGAAAGAGACGGAGAGAGACGGAGAGAUUUAGAGGGAGAAAGACGGAGAUGGAGAGAGACGGAGACGGAGAGAUGUCGAUGGAGAGAGACGGAGAGAGACGGAGAGAGAUGGAGAAGGCGAGAGAGCUGCUGAGACCACGUGGAAAGAGAAGAGAGAACAGGCUGCAUGGAUGGCUACUGCUGAACACACACACACACACACACACACACACACACACACACACACACACACACACACACACACACACACACACACACACACACACACACACACACACACACACACACACACACACACACACACACACACACAGAUCUAAAAUAGCACAGUUCUGUCCUGUUGUGUUCGGAGAAAGCCAGCUCUCUCCUGGCCCCUCUGGGGAAAAACAUGAGGAAUUAAAAGAGCAUCAUGUUCCAAUAUCUAGAACAACACUGGACCUGAGGUGGUAGACUACAUCCCUUCCCUCAGACUGGUGACGUGGUCACACCUAAAUCAUGCUGUCUUAUAGACAACCUGUCUCUCUUCAACAGGAGAACACGAACGUGUCUCUCUUCAACAGGAGAACACGAACGUGUCUCUCUUCAACAGGAGAACAUGAACCUGUCUCUCUUCAAGAAGAGAACAUGAACGUGUCUCUCUUCAACAGGAGAACAUGAACCUGUCUCUCUUCAACAGGAGAACACGAACGUGUCUCUCUUCAACAGGAGAACACGAACGUGUCUCUCUUCAACAGGAGAACAUGAACCUGUCUCUCUUCAACAGGAGAACAUGAACGUGUUCUCAGCAGAGACUCCACAGUAUCUUGUGAUCAGUAAGUGUUUAUGUCAACCUGCUGUUUCCUGGUGGAAGGCCUUAUAAUAGUGAAACCCAAUGUUAUCACAACCCAAUGUGUUGGAACCUCCCCAUGUACAGUAAUUGUGUAAAUGCUCCGUUCUAUAUUGUAAAGUGCAAAGUGAUGUACAGUAUUAUAUUAUACAAUACUACAAACAGACCAGUCCCUAACCUGAUGAUGAUAAGGAUUUUUGUACAGAGGAAUAAAGAUACGUAUUUAAAAAAA